Molecule: messenger RNA, 1290 nt
Organism: Ornithodoros turicata
Lineage: Eukaryota; Metazoa; Arthropoda; Arachnida; Ixodida; Argasidae
Product: parathyroid hormone/parathyroid hormone-related peptide receptor-like
Exons: 11
Biological process (GO): cell surface receptor signaling pathway; adenylate cyclase-modulating G protein-coupled receptor signaling pathway
Cellular component (GO): plasma membrane
Molecular function (GO): peptide hormone binding; G protein-coupled peptide receptor activity
Source: RefSeq, a predicted model, not a curated record
UUGUUGCUGCUCUGCUUUGAGGUGCUUCUUUCGCAUUGACCUCCAUAGGAAAGGAGACUAGAGUUUGGGAUACUUCGUGUGUGCUGCGUAAUCCGGUGCGGCUUAUAGUGUGCGAAGGCUCAAGUUUCUGCCGUUGGUUAUCGACAUUCAUAGAUGCUGUCGGCAACGAUGCUUACAACACUGAACGAGGCGAAGCGGCGAUGUACAGAAGGCAAGGCUGCUGACAGUCUUUCAAACACAUUCCAAAGUAUCCCGGAUUCAGCGACUCCAGGAGGCAACGUAUCUGAGCCGUUCUGCCCACAAAUAUGGGAUGGCAUCCUCUGCUGGGAUUCUAUUGAAGCUAACAGUACAGUGGAGCUUCCCUGCCCAGCAUAUCCCUAUGGCUUCGAUACUUCACGAACGGCGAGCAAAUUUUGCACUGAAAACGGGUCAUGGUAUUUGAACCCCGAGCUCGGGCAAGUGUGGACCAAUUACUCCCAGUGCAUCUCGGGAGGACUGCAAGAUAUUUACGCCUUAAACAUUACCUUCUUCGAGCCUCACCUGAGGAGUAUUAAAUUCAUGUCUAAGGUGGGAUACACAGUGUCCUUCAUCAGCCUGGUCGUCGCCUUCACCAUACUGGCAUCCAUCAAAAAACUCCGAUGCCCUCGCAACAGCCUACACAUGCACCUGUUCCUCUCGUUCAUGUUGCGCGCCUUGGCUGUCCUGGUCAAGGACGCCAUCUUUGUGGACGGCGUAGGGCUCAGCACCAAUCUCGACUUCAGUCAGAAUAACGUUGACUGCAAGGCGUUCACGAGCAUCUGGCAUUACUUACUGAUGGCCAAUUACUGCUGGAUUCUUAUGGAGGGGCUCUACCUUCACAACCUCGUGUUCCUCACAUUCUUCACGGACAGUUCUGGGAUAAUGAAGUACGUCAUCCUUGGAUGGGGUCUCCCUGUCGUGUUCGUGAUACCGUGGAUAAUCGUCCGAGCUACCCUGGAAGAUACACUUUGCUGGACAACCAAUGAAAACUCCGCUUACUUCUGGAUAAUCCGAGGCCCAAUCACAGUUUCCAUUCUGGCGAACUUCGUCAUGUUCGUCAACAUCACCAGAGUGCUCUUAGUGAAACUGUUCACGCCACAGAUCUGCGAGGCCCGACGAUAUCGUUACAGAAAAUGGUUCAAGUCAACGUUGGUCCUCGUGCCCCUCUUCGGAGCCCACUACGCCUUCCUCUUGGGAAUGUCACUGGCUGCAGCAGGGAACCUCUUAGAACUCGUCUGGCUCUACAUAGACCAGCUCUUCUCGUCCUUCCAG